AUGUCGGCCACCUUCAACACACACGAUGCACAGAGGGUGGGUCGCAGAGCGAAUGUAUUCCAACCACCACGAACUCGCUCAGCUUCAUCUUCGGUCCACCUUGCGCAACCAGCAAACUCGAUAAUGAUGGAAAAACACGAACCUCUCAUAGUGAACAAGAAACGAAGUCGCCAUGAUUCAACAGCGAGUAAUAAAGCCACGCCGAUCUCUCAGACCAUGGACUGGUCCAACGGCUAUCCAACCGGCGACUCUAUCGCAAUGUCAGGGAGCUUGGAUCCAGGGUCGCCGCUACCCUUUGUCAAUACGCGAUAUCAAAUAGCUGGUGGUUUGGAUACGCCGUCGGCAGCAGCGGCCAACUACUUUGAAGAAAGCGAGUUCUCGGAUACUGGCUACCGCAGGAACCUUCCCAGCGACGGCCGUGCCAAACCUCACUUCGAGGCCGAAUACCACAGUUUUGCGCGGCUGCCGUCAUCUGCGAGUAUGGAGACCAACGGAGAGGCGCGCGUGCCAUCCCUGCAACAAAGUACCAGUGGAGGCUGGAGCAAAACAGCGCUUGAUGUCGUUGGGGGUGUCGUUGGGGGUGUCGUCGGCCGAGUGUGGCAGUUCUGCAAGGCUGGGGCAUUCAGCGGAUUCACGGCGGGUGGUGGACAACAAUAUCAACUCGACCCCUAUCACACUAUCGAGACGGAACCCGACAACCAAAAUGACAGCGAGUUUUGGGAGUCGGAAAUAAGUAGGAAAACGACGCUGUUCAACGAUACAAGCGGCCGUUCAUCAACUCCCGUCCCGGGGCAAUAUCCUGAUGAGAGUAUCUGUAUUAUCGACCCUAUGGAUCGCGGAACACCUGAAGGCACUCCGGCGCGUGCGACGAAGCGGAGACAGAUCGAUGUUGGUAGUAGUGAUGCUGGUCUUGGAAAGAAUUGGGUUGUUGUCCCCAGCAAGCCAGCUUCGGCAGCACCCAAGCCGGCGGGUAGAUACAGUAUGCCCACAUCAUCGAGUGCAAGCCGCCGGCAACCAAACGGUGCAGCAUCAACAGCCAGUCGGCCGUCAACAAGGCCAGGGCAUAGACGUCCUUUGCUGCAUACCAGAGCCUCCGCGGUAUCUCAUGCUGGCUCUCCAGGCCUGCGCUCUUCCGGACCGGCGUCAUUCGCUUCCCCACGCUCGCCUGGCGGCUCAAAGAUCCCAGUUCCCGUUUCGUCAAACUCUCAAAGCGCCGCUGCCGCGAGCCCUGCAGCCAUUCAAGCACAGAAGUGGGCGGCCAAGAAGCGCAAGGAAGAUCUCGAGGCGGAUAAGAGUAUGAGCAAGCUCAAUGCGCAGCUACAGGCAAUGAUCCGAGAGGGGAAAGAGGCGCUCGGUACUACAUUUGAGGUUAAGGACGUAGACGAGGUUGGAAUGGGGGAUACCGAUAUGGAUGAGGGCUUUGAGGAGCCGGUUUCGUCGCCGUCCAAAGGGCGAUGGCGGUGA
This is a messenger RNA of Pseudogymnoascus destructans, 1464 nucleotides long. RefSeq lists its product as uncharacterized. The record is from RefSeq and is a predicted model, not a curated record. NCBI's taxonomy places the organism in Eukaryota, Fungi, Ascomycota, Leotiomycetes, Thelebolales, Thelebolaceae. The coding region runs from base 1 to 1464 and encodes 487 amino acids. The transcript has a single exon.